CAAAGGAUGGAGCGUCUAGGGACCGUGGGCAAGUCCCAGGGGGGCAUCGGAGCGGCUGACGCAACCGGAAGGGUGUGCUUAGGGAGCGUCUGCAAAGAACGUGAAAGGAAAACAGGGAUCUUCUAACUGGGACAAGGCUGGAAGCUGCCCUUUUCCACUGACUCCCUGCCAACUAAGAGUGGUCACGCACUUUCUCCCGCCCACCUGCCCAUCACUGUGAUUAGCUGCCCACUCAGCGGACCAGGAUGGGCGGGACUGUCGGGGACCUCGCGUGACGUGGGCAGCCCGCCCGCCAGCGGGAGACGAGUGACGACGAUACUAGUGACGGCGGAGCGGCCGGCCGACGUUACUGCGGCGGUCCGAGUAAAUAAGGCCUGGCCCGGCUCCCAGCUGGUGGUUACAGGAGGAGCCCCGCACAGGACUUAAGGAUGCUGUGAACAGAAGAUGGGAUCACGGAACAGCAGCAGCGCAGGGUCCGGGUCAGGCGACCCCUCCGAGGGCUUGUCCCGAAGAGGGGCUGGCCUGCGUCGUACUGAGGAAGAGGAAGAGGAGGACGAAGAUGUGGAUCUGGCCCAGGUACUGGCCUAUCUUCUCCGCAGAGGCCAAGUGAGGUUGGUGCAGGGAGGAGGUGCAGCAAAUUUACAACUCAUCCAGGCCCUCUCCGACUCCAAGGAAGAGCAUGACAGUGCCUGGGAUGGUCGUCUUGGAGAUCGAUACAACCCACCUGUAGAUACGACCCCUGACACCCGGGAGCUGGAAUGCAGUGAGAUCAAGACACAGGUGGAAUUGGCCACAGGGCGGCUAGGACUUAGGAGGACAGUCCAGGAGUACAGCUUUCCUCGAAUGUUACACCAGAGAGAACGGGGCCUCUGCCACCAGGGAAGCUUCUCCCUUGGAGAACGAUCUCGAGUGAUGUCUCACUUCUUGCCCAAUGAUCUGAGCUUCAUUGAUGCCUACUCACAGAAGGCUUUCUGUGGCAUCUACAGCAAAGAUGGUCAGCUCUUCAUGUCUGCUUGCCAAGAUCAGGUAAUCCGACUGUAUGACUGCCGGUAUGGCUGCUUCCAUAAAUUCAAAAGCAUCAAGGCCCGAGAUGUAGGUUGGAGUGUCCUGGAUGUUGCCUUCACCCCUGAUGGGAACCAGUUGCUCUACUCCAGCUGGUCUGAUUACAUUCAUAUCUGCAAUAUCUAUGGCGAAGCAGACACUCACAUUGCCUUGGAUCUAAGGCCAGAUGAGCGUCGCUUUGCUGUCUUCUCCAUUGCUGUCUCCUCAGAUGGACGAGAAGUUCUGGGAGGAGCCAAUGAUGGCUGCCUAUAUGUUUUUGACCGAGAACAAAACCGGCGCACCCUUCAGAUUGAAUCUCAUGAGGAUGAUGUGAAUGCAGUAGCCUUUGCAGAUAUCAGCUCCCAGAUCCUAUUCUCUGGGGGAGAUGAUGCUAUCUGUAAAGUAUGGGAUCGACGCACCAUGAGGGAAGAUGACCCCAAGCCCGUAGGUGCAUUGGCUGGACACCAGGAUGGCAUCACCUUUAUUGACAGCAAGGGUGAUGCCCGGUAUCUCAUCUCCAACUCCAAAGACCAGACCAUCAAGCUGUGGGACAUCCGACGUUUUUCCAGCCGGGAAGGCAUGGAAGCCUCACGCCAGGCUGCCACACAGCAAAACUGGGACUAUCGCUGGCAGCAGGUGCCCAAAAAAGCCUGGCGGAAACUGAAGCUCCCAGGGGACAGCUCUUUGAUGACCUACCGGGGCCAUGGAGUCCUACAUACCCUCAUCCGCUGUCGGUUCUCCCCAGCCCACAGCACAGGCCAGCAGUUCAUCUACAGUGGCUGCUCUACUGGCAAAGUGGUUGUAUACAACCUCCUCAGCGGUCAGAUUGUGAAGAAGCUGACCAACCACAAGGCCUGUGUACGUGACGUCAGUUGGCAUCCCUUUGAAGAAAAGAUUGUCAGCAGUUCGUGGGACGGAAACCUGCGUCUGUGGCAGUACUGCCAGGCUGAGUACUUCCAGGAUGACAUGCCAGAGUCUGAGAAAUGCCCCAGUGCCCCCAUUCCAGUGUCCUGCCCCUCUAUGGCUUUUUCUUCACCUCAGUAGAUCUGACCGCCAGCUUUUUUACAUAGUGAACUUUCAACAUGUUCUUUGCCACCUCCUUCCUUUUUCAAGUCUUCUGGGAAAGUGGAGGAAUCACUGGCAUUGGAAAGUGAGAAGCAGAAGCUCAAUAUUGGGCCCCAGCUAAGGCCUGGAAGAUCCAUCCCAGCAAGCCAAGUGAUCUCUUCAUGUAUUUACACUCUAUCUUCUUGGGUUCCUAUCUCUGGCCAGAAUGUGGUAGGACUGCCAUUAUCUGGGGUGCCACUUUCACCAACAAGAGAACUAUCCUGAGUGGUUUUGAUCAUGUAAAGAUACUAGGUGUUAACUCAUAGAGUAGAUGCCUGGGGUCAGGUCUGAACAGACCUAUAGCCAAGCCCAUUUGCCCAGGUCUUCACAUUGGCCAGGUGUCCUUGGCUUUUCUUCCUAAGGCCUUUGGGGAAGGGCAGAGGUGUUUUCUUAGCACCCUCCUGGGGUGGGAACUGCCUACUUUCAUAGCUAGAUUUUUGGGGCUGGGCAAGCUAUGGUGUGAGGGGCAGGAGUCUUCCAGAAGUUUUGUAUGGCCCUGCAUAGGUCAGGCCCUACCUUCUCUAAGGGUCCUCAUGCUGGAGACAUACUGCUUCAAGGAACGAGGUUGAAAUAGGACUCCUCCAUCCUCUUAUUGGCUUUAGCUCUCCCAAUAAACUGUCUACGGGAA
Molecule: messenger RNA, 2773 nt
Organism: Jaculus jaculus (lesser Egyptian jerboa)
Lineage: Eukaryota; Metazoa; Chordata; Mammalia; Rodentia; Dipodidae
Gene: Dcaf11
Product: DDB1 and CUL4 associated factor 11
Exons: 16
Coding region: 445-2085 (546 amino acids)
Biological process (GO): proteasome-mediated ubiquitin-dependent protein catabolic process
Cellular component (GO): Cul4-RING E3 ubiquitin ligase complex
Molecular function (GO): protein binding
Source: RefSeq, a predicted model, not a curated record